AUGUCUCAGCAGAUGCUCAGCAAGUGGGUCAAACGCGAGCCGGGCGUGUCGAGCGAGCAAGGACCGCCGCCAAACAGCUCCAGCAACGCUCCAGCGGCAUCUCGCGCCGCCAAACCGGCCGUGGCGUCGAUUGACGCGUACAAGUACUCGCCAGCGAAAAGAGACCCGUACCGGUCAAAGUACGCCGCCAGAAUGAAAGGGUACGCUGUGGGCGGGUCCAAACGCAGUGCCAGCACAGAGGAAGACGAAGACGCCCCGAAACGCGCAAAAACUACAAAGUUGACCCCGCUCGAACAGCAGAUCUACGACCUCAAGCAGAACAACAAGGACAAGCUCCUGGCCGUCCAGGUUGGAUACAAGUACAAGUUCUUUGGACAGGACGCGCAGGUGGCAUCACAGGUACUGAAUAUCAUGUUUAUUCCCGGGCGACUGUUUGGUUCGGGCCCAAACGAGCUGUACGACAAAUUCGCGUACUGUUCGAUCCCAGACGUUCGAUUGCACGUCCAUCUCAAACGGCUGCUGAGCGCGGGCCACAAGGUUGCGAUCGUGGACCAGGACGAGACGGCGGCCAUCAAGUCUACUACUGCGUCGAAAAACAAGCUGUUCCAGCGCAAAAUCAGCCGCGUGUACACUUCCUCGACAUAUAUCGACGACGACCAAACUACCAGCGGCGGCCGGUUCGUGGUGGCCCUCAAGGAGACCGGCUCGCUCAUAUCGUUUGUGGCCGUGGACGUGUACUCGUCGGACAUUGUCUACGACGAGUUCGAAGACACAUUUGUUCGCGGCGAGCUGGAAACCAGACUGCACCAUCUGGACCCUUCAGAGUUUCUACUUAUUGGAGAUCUUUCAAAAGAAACCGCCAAAUCGCUCGAGCUGUUCAAAAUGAAUACCCGUGCCACCUCACAGACCCUCCGCACAGAGACCCGGCCUGUGCAGCCGUACACGGAGGUGACUGCCGUGCUGGACGCGAACCUGCACAACGAGGCCUUUGAUCUGGUGACUAAAUUGUCCACUGGACUACAAACGUGUUUUUCCGAGCUGAUCGCGUACCUUGGCGACUUCAGUCUGGCGAGCGUAUUUGAUCUUGCGGAAAAGUACACGCACUUUGCACAGGUGGACCGGUGUAUGAUUCUGGACGCCAACACGUUGAAAAACCUCGAGAUCUUUAAAAACUCCACAAACGGCCAGGAAACAGGCUCGUUGCUGUGGAUGAUGGACCACACGAAAACACGUUUCGGCCGCAGAGAGCUGCGGAGAUGGAUCGGCCGCCCGCUCACAGACAGAGAGGCCAUUGCCGAGCGCGCAGACUCGGUCGAAAACAUCGUCCAGAGCUACCAGUCGAUCCCGAUCGAGUCCACCGUGCGCAUCCUCAAGGACUGUCCGGACCUCGAGACCGCGCUCAGCCGCGUCCACUACGGCCGGUCCAAGCGCAAGGAGGUGUUCCUGUUUCUGCGCAAGGUCAACGACAUCCUGCAGUUCUACGGCACCCUUCCCGACCAGCUCAACCAGUACAGUCCGCACCUAGCGGGCAUUUUCCGCGAGCUGAAACAGCUGGCCACCGUCAACCUCAAACAGGUACGCGAGUUGUUUGCCAUGAUCCACUCGCCCAGCGCGAUCGACGACUCCAGCGACGAGCACGUGACCCGGUUCUUCAACACCAGUUUCUACAACCACGCCCAGAUUCAGCACCAUGUCGACAGCAUCGCCGCAGUGGAGCAGCAAUUGCAAGACGAGCUGAAGAACAUCCGCGCCGUGAUCAAACGGCCCGGUCUCAACUACAUCACCAACAACAAGGAGCCGUACCUGAUAGAAGUGCGCAACACGCAGGUUGCUACGCUACCAAAAGACUGGGUGAAGAUCAACGGCACCAAGUCGGUUGGUCGGUUUAGAAGCCCCGCCACAGCCGCCCUGUACAAGCAAAUCCAGCUCCACACGGAACUGCUGCUCAAACAGUGUGACGAGUGUUUCCAGGACUUUGUGUCCAAAAUCGACGAGCAUUACUUGCAUCUAAACAGAACCAUCCGUCAACUGGCGGUUUUGGACUGUUUGAUUUCGCUUGGCGCGGCCUCGUCGCUCAGCCAGAACUACUCCAAGCCGCAGAUCGUCGACGUGCCGUGCAUCGACCUCAAGAACUCCAGAAACCCCAUCUCUGAACACCUCAAGGCGUCCGGCUACAUCGCCAACAGUUUCCAUAUGUCGCGCGAAUCCGGCCGCAUUGCCAUCAUCACGGGUCCAAACAUGGGCGGCAAGUCGUCCUUCAUCAGACAGGUGGCGUUGUGCGUCGUGAUGGCCCAGGUCGGCGCUUUUAUCCCGGCAGACCAAGGGUCCCGGCUCAGCAUCUUCACCAACAUCCUUACACGGAUGGGAGCACAGGACGACCUGAUCAAAGGCGAGUCCACGUUCCAGGUGGAGCUGAGCGAGUGCAGCACAAUCCUGCGCCAGUGCGACUCGCGCUCGCUCGUGCUGAUGGACGAGGUCGGCCGCGGAACAAGCACCGUCGACGGCUACGCCAUAGCACACGCUAUCCUGCACUAUCUGGUGGCAGACACAACACCGUUUGUGCUGUUCAUCACACACUACCAGAACCUACAAACUUUCGACCGUUUCAAAGAGGUCGACAACUACCACAUGGGCAUCCAGAAAUUGGGGGAAGAUAUUCUGUUCACGUAUAAAUUGUCAAGCGGAGCAAGUGACAGAUCGUAUGGAAUCAACUGUGCUAAAGUGGCUGGUCUGCCGCAGACGGUGUUGGACACCGCCAGCAUGCAGUCCGUUCGGUUUGAGACAGAAUGGAACCUCAAACAAGCGUAUAACUUGGCGCAAAAUUACAGCAAGUUGACGCAGCAAAAGGACUAUGCCAAGUUAUUGGAUCUCACUCACGAGCUGGCCUGA
Molecule: messenger RNA, 2889 nt
Organism: Ogataea philodendri
Lineage: Eukaryota; Fungi; Ascomycota; Pichiomycetes; Pichiales; Pichiaceae
Exons: 1
Coding region: 1-2889 (962 amino acids)
Biological process (GO): mismatch repair
Cellular component (GO): MutSalpha complex; nucleus
Molecular function (GO): ATP binding; mismatched DNA binding; ATP-dependent DNA damage sensor activity
Source: RefSeq, a predicted model, not a curated record